This is a messenger RNA of Cottoperca gobio, 1170 nucleotides long. It is a transcript of the gene admp, whose product is annotated as anti-dorsalizing morphogenic protein. Bases 1 to 1170 code for a protein of 389 amino acids. Gene Ontology annotation, cellular component: extracellular region. The record is from RefSeq and is a predicted model, not a curated record. Gene Ontology annotation, molecular function: growth factor activity; cytokine activity. The transcript is spliced from 5 exons. Lineage: Eukaryota; Metazoa; Chordata; Actinopteri; Perciformes; Bovichtidae.
AUGUUGCUGUUUGUGAUCAGCUUUGCAGCUUCAGUGUGCACCGGCGCUGCACGGCCUUCACCCAGCUCUCUGGAGAAUCAUUUCACCGCCGAGAAUGAGUCAGUGGAAGUACGCUCAGCUGCCAUCAAGAGACUUUUGGAAGUUUUUGGGAUGGAGGACCCCCCUGCUAUCCAUGGACGCAAGCAAGCACCUCAGUACAUGCUUGAUUUGUACAACACGGUGGCUGAUGUGGACGGUGUGACAAAGGACCCGUAUCUUCUGGAGGGCAAUACCGUGCGCAGCUUCUUUGACAAAUUGCGCAGUGAACAGGUGGAGUUCAGGUUCAAUUUGUCCACGGUUGCAAGCACUGAGAAGAUUCUCACUGCAGAGCUCCAUCUUUUCAAGCUGCGACCUCAGGCAACACUGACAUUUAACAGACACCAUUUCUGCCAGGUGAGUGUGUAUCAGCUGCUUGACACAAGCAAAAACAACAACACACAGGAGAAGAAGCUGCUGUCUUCUCGGCUCAUCCCAGUCCACUCCACUGGUUGGGAAGUGUUCACCAUUACACAAGCAGCUCGCUCCUGGAUGAACGAUGAAGGCAGUAACCUCGGGCUCCAUGUUGUGGUUCGGACCCUGGGAGGAAGCCAGAUGGACAUGAAGCUGAUCCGCUUUGCUUCAGGACGCAGCCACCACCAGAGCAAACAGCCCAUGUUGGUCCUCUUUACGGACGAUGGCCGCCGCUCUACUACUCUUGAAAGCAUAGACCCAAACGAUGCAGAAGCCACUUCCAACCUGCCCCAGGCCCCCAUGUCAGGUCCCCCCUCCCGCAGAGCUCGCUCCCUGGACUACAGUGAGGAGGAAGGCGCGUCUUCGCCCUGCCAGCGUCAGCCCCUCUACGUCGACUUCGAAGAGAUCGGCUGGUCGGGUUGGAUUGUGUCUCCUCGUGGCUACAACGCGUACUACUGCAAAGGCUCCUGUCCCUUCCCCCUGGGUCAGAACAUGAGGCCGACCAACCACGCCACCGUCCAGUCCAUCAUCAACGCUCUGAAGCUGAUCAAAGGCAUUAAUACGCCGUGCUGCGUGCCCGACAAGCUCUUCUCCAUCAACUUGCUUUACUUCGAUGAUGCCGAGAAUGUGGUGCUGAAACAGUAUAAUGACAUGGUGGCUGGAAGCUGUGGCUGCCACUGA